Molecule: messenger RNA, 714 nt
Organism: Rotaria sp. Silwood1
Lineage: Eukaryota; Metazoa; Rotifera; Eurotatoria; Philodinida; Philodinidae
Source: the annotation of a GenBank genome assembly
AUGACUGAUCAAUCUUCAUUAUCGACUAAUUUAAAACAAUUUUUAACUGAAGAACAAAUUGAAAUUGAACGACAACGACGACAAGCUGAUUGGGAACGUGUACGAUCAGCAACUGAUCCGAUCGAAGCACCAGCUGAAGUAUUUGACACAAGAUCUCUCUAUGAAAAACUAAAAGCACAACAUGAUGCUAAAAAACAGGAAUUUGAAGAUACGUGGGCAGCAAAAAAUUCAAUUCGUGGUCUUGAUGAAGAUGAAACAGAUUUUUUAACUCGUUUAGAUCGAGCUAAAGCUCAAAAAGAAUUAGAAACUGCUUCAGCAAAUACUCGUCCAACAUCAAUUAAACAACAUAUUAUACCACCCGUAGUUAAUAAACAAAAACAAUUACUUAGUGGCAUUGUUAAACGAAAAAGUUCAACAAAUGAAACAUUAAAACGUCCAUUAGAAGAUGAUAAUGAAGAAAAUGAUCAACAACAAACAAAAUUAGAACCACCAGCACGUUUACCACGUUUACUUGUACCUGGUGGUCGUUUACCUGGAAUAGGUCCAGCUGAAGGCUUUACAGAUUCAUCUGAUUCAAGUGAAAGUAGUGAUGAAGAUGGUCUUUCUCGAUAUUCAAAUAAUGCUGGUAUUCAAUCAUCAUUAGCACAACGAAAAAGAUUAGCUAAACAAUUACAAGAUAUUGCUGCUGCUGCUUCAACAGGUGGUGGUGAAUGA